Oncorhynchus masou masou (cherry salmon) is the source of this 3400-nucleotide messenger RNA. It is a transcript of the gene impg2a, whose product is annotated as interphotoreceptor matrix proteoglycan 2a. NCBI's taxonomy places the organism in Eukaryota, Metazoa, Chordata, Actinopteri, Salmoniformes, Salmonidae. The record is from RefSeq and is a predicted model, not a curated record. Gene Ontology annotation, biological process: visual perception. The transcript is spliced from 9 exons. Gene Ontology annotation, molecular function: hyaluronic acid binding; heparin binding. Bases 1 to 2919 code for a protein of 972 amino acids.
AUGUUGACAGACUUGAGGACGUGCCCUUCCAGCCCGAGGAAGAAGAAGAAGGAAGCAGAAUCGGAGGUCCCUGAGGAAGAGGAGGUAAAGGAGGAAGCAGUGGAGGUCCCUGAGGAAGAGGAGGAAGCAGUGGAGGUCCCUGAGGAAGAGGAGGUAGAGGAGGAAGUAGUGGAGAUCCCUGAGGAAGAGGUGGUAGAGGAGGAAGUAGUGGAGGUCCCUGAGGAAGAGGUGAUAGAGGAGGAAGCAGUGGAGGUCCCUGAGGAAGAGGUGAUAGAGGAGGAAGCAGUGGAGGUCCCUGAGGAAGAGGAGGUAGAGGAGGAAGUAGUGGAGGUCCCUGAGGAAGAGGAGGUAGAGGAGGAAGUAGUGGAGGUCCCUGAGGAAGAGGUGGUAGAGGAGGAAUUAGUGGAGGUCCCUGAGGAAGAGGUGAUAGAGGAGGAAGCAGUGGAGGUCCCUGAGGAAGAGGUGAUAGAGGAGGAAGCAGUGGAGGUCCCUGGGGUAGAGGAGGAAGUAGUGGAGGUCCCUGAGGAAGAGGAGGAAGCAGUGGAGGUCCCUGAGGAAGAGGAGGAAGCAGUGGAGGUCUCUGAUGAAGAGGAGGUAGAGGAGGAAGCAGUGGAGGUCCCUGAUGAAGAGGAGGUAGAGGAGGAAGCAGUGGAGGUCCCUGAUGAAGAGGAGGUAGAGGAGGAAGCAGUGGAGGUCCCUGGGGAAGAGGAGGAAGCAGUGGAGGUCCCUGAUGAAGAGGAGGUAGAGGAGGAAGCAGUGGAGGUCCCUGGGGAAGAGGAGGAAGCAGUGGAGGACCCUGAUGAAGAGGAGGUAGAGGAGGAAGCAGUGGAGGUCCCUGGGGAACAGGAGGAAGCAGUGGAGGUCCCUGAUGAAGAGGAGGUAGAGGAGGAAGCAGUGGAGGUCUCUGAGGAAGAGGAGGUAGAGGAGAUAGCAGUGGAGGUCUCUGAGGAAGAGGAGGUAGAGGAGAUAGCAGUGGAGGUCUCUGAGGAAGAGGUGGUAGAGGAGAUAGCAGUGGAGGUCUCUGAGGAAGAGGAGGUAGAGGAGGAAGUUGUGGAGGUCUCUGAUACUGCAGAGGUUCUAGAAGAAGAAGCUGAACCCUCAGAAAACCUUGAGUAUUACAUCCUAGAGACAGACACCAUAGAAGAGUUGGAGGAAGUGAACCCUGCCUUUGUCCCUGUGGAAACGAUGGAAGAUCCCGAGCCAGCGGAGAGCCUUAAUGUCCCCGAGAAUGCGAUGGAGACUGUGCCCCCAGAUGAGCCUGAAGAAGAGGCUAACGAGGUGUUGGGUCAUCCAGAAAUAUCAGGAUAUGGAGAGGAAGUUAAGAGCUUAGAGGAGGGACCAAUCAUCGAGGAGCCAGUAACUGGAGAGGAUGCCUUGGAGGUGGAGGAAGAGGUGGCAAAAGAAGAAGUGGUGAUGGAACUUCUGGACAUGACUGAGACCUCGGUGGAGGACCUGGUAGAAGAUGAGAUUAUGUUGGUCGACGAGGCUGUUCCAGAGGCCUCUUACCCUACCACUCUUUCUGCAGAGAAGGAGUCGCCCUUCACCCAAGUCUCUGAUCCCAUAGUAGAAGAAGAGGCAACAGAGGCCACAGGCCUAUCCGCAGCCCCAGAACCGGAGGCAGAAGCAGAGGACCAGGGGGUCACCCCAGCUCUCACACCUGCCAAGUAUUACCCUGGCCCAGACAUUUCCAUCACUCUGGAGCUGCAGACGAUCGACCCUGUGACAGACUAUGACCUGGUCCCCUUCGGUGGCACCAACCAAACAGAGGAGGGAAGCAGCGGGUACCCCUCUGGAGGGGUACAUGGUGUGGACCACAGCGUUGCCAUGCCAAUCAACCCUGGGCGGGCGCUGAUGGUGUUCUUCAGUCUGAGGGUAACCAACAUGAAGUUCUCAGAUGACCUCUUCAAUAAGAGCUCCACGGAAUACAAGGCCCUGGAACAAAGGUUCAUAGAGCUGCUGCUCCCCUACCUCCAGUCCAACCUUAGUAACUUCCAGAACCUGGAGAUCCUAAACUUCCGGAACGGGAGUAUUGUGGUCAACAGCCGGAUGAAGUUCGGGAAGCCGGUACCUCGCGGCGUCAACAACGCAGUCUACCUGAUCCUGGAAGACUUCGCUAACACAGCCUACAAGACCAUGAACCUGGCCAUCGACAAGUACUCACUGGAUGUAGAGUCAGGUGACCAGGCGAACCAGUGUAAGUUCCAGGCGUGUAAUGAGUUUGCACAGUGUUCUGUGAACCGCUGGUCUGGCGAGGCGGAGUGUGUGUGUAACGCUGGAUACUUCAGUGUGGACGGACUGCCCUGUCAGAGCAUCUGUGACCUACAGACAGACUUCUGUAUGAAUGACGGGAAGUGUGACAUCAUACCUGGACAGGGGGCCAUCUGCAGAUGUCGUGUAGGGGAGAACUGGUGGUACCGUGGAGAACACUGUGAGGAGUACGUGUCAGAACCUCUGGUGGUCGGCAUAGCGAUUGCCUCCAUAGCCGGUUUCCUAUUGGUGGCUUCCGGUGUGAUCUUCUUCCUGGCAAGGACACUACGGGAUCAGUACGAUAAGGAUGAGACAGAAGACCCCUUACGGCGAGGGGAGAGUAUCCCGUCUCUAGAGAGGGCCACUAAGUACAACCCCAUGUAUGAGAGUGAGGCUAUGACGGGCUAUAGCCACUACUACCGCCGCUACCCAGAAGCCCCGGUCUACAGCAGCGCCAGCGCCGAGGCCUCCACAGACUUCAGCAGCGAGGAGAUACGCCACAUCUACGAGAACAGCGAACUGACCAAGGAGGAAAUCCAGGACAGGAUACGCAUCAUCGAGCUCUAUGCGAAGGACCGGCAGUUUGCAGACUUUGUGCGGCAGCAUCAAACUGCCCUGGAUACACGCAGAGAGAGCGCUCUUGACACACACAGAGAGAGCGUGUCCACGUAGACCUGUACGGGACUCUCAGCUGUAUGCUGUGAAAAACGGGGUGCCCUAUUCUCUUGUCCCGCCCUUCUUUCUCUUUUCUCAGUGUCUUCUCUCGAUUGGGUGAGCUCUGCUGGAAUGGGUGUGGUGGCUCGGGGCAGAUCCGCUGCUCAUUGGAUGUCUUCCUUUUGGGGGAAGACCCGCCUCCCUCCAUUUGGAAUCAUAUUUGUUGCCUGAAAUGAUGACAUACAAAAUGCAAUGCUGUCUAGGAUACCUGUUCUUCAGGUAGCAGAUAAGACAUGAUAAAGUCUUUCCUCUUGCAGUUAACGUCAUAUCUCAGCUCGUAGGGGUUGAGGAAAGUGUGAAUGUUGGAUGUGUACUUUAAUGUGUCAUUGUCACUAUCUGCUGUUGUACAUAUUAUCUUGGUCAGGUCGAAGUUGCAAAUGAGAACUUGUUCUCAACUAGCCUACCUGGUUAAAUAAAGGUGAAAUAAAAAAAUAAAAAA